This is a messenger RNA of Spea bombifrons (plains spadefoot toad), 1400 nucleotides long. RefSeq names its product CXXC finger protein 4 (gene CXXC4). Gene Ontology annotation, cellular component: nucleus. The transcript is spliced from 2 exons. NCBI's taxonomy places the organism in Eukaryota, Metazoa, Chordata, Amphibia, Anura, Pelobatidae. The record is from RefSeq and is a predicted model, not a curated record. Bases 98 to 970 code for a protein of 290 amino acids. Gene Ontology annotation, molecular function: zinc ion binding; methyl-CpG binding.
GGGGCUCACCCCAUCUAGAAAGGUGACUGAGUUACCCUGCUUCGGUUCUUUCCCCCCUCUCUCUCCCCCUGCCCCCUUCCACCUGCCCUCCUCCGAGAUGUCCAAUAUGAACACUAAUGUCUGUGUGGAAAAUGGACAGAACCCAGAGGCUGCCGUUCUCCCCAAGGAUAACCUGGUGGAGGGGGCUCUGAAUAGCCUCAUGGAUUACAACUCGGAAAUGGAACGCUAUAGGUCGUUUGCAACCUUUUACAAAACCAAUGGAGCCUUCCCCCAGGCUGCUAAGAUUGCCAGGAUCACCACCCCCAUCUUCCCCAGUGCCCGGAUCGGCAUGUCCCCCUGGAACUGCGAUAAUGCAAUGCUCUGGGGGAGGAAAUCCGCCGCUAUCAACCCUAAUAGGACCAGCAUGCACAGAAACGACUCCCAGAGGCUGGGGAAGCCUGGCGGGGCGCCAGAGUCGUUGCAAAUGGCAAAUAAUAAUUUCCUUUCCACCUUAUCCCCUGAACACUGCAGACCUUUGGCAGGGGAAUGCAUGAACAAGCUGAAAUGCGGCGCCGCUGAAGCAGAGAUAAUGAAUCUCCCCGAACGCGUUGGAACUUUUUCCGCCAUUCCGGCUCUAGGGGGCAUCUCAUUACCUCCAGGGGUCAUCGUCAUGACAGCCCUUCACUCCCCCGCAGCAGCCUCGGCAGCCGUCACAGACAGUGCGUUUCAAAUUGCCAAUCUGGCAGACUGCCCGCAGAAUAAUUCCUCGGGAGCCGGCGGGAACCCUGCCAAGAAGAAAAGGAAAAGGUGUGGGGUCUGCGUCCCCUGCAAGCGGCUCAUCAACUGUGGAGUCUGCAGCAGCUGCAGGAACCGCAAAACAGGACACCAGAUCUGCAAAUUUAGGAAAUGUGAGGAGCUUAAGAAAAAGCCGGGCACUUCACUAGAGAGAACACCGGUCCCCAGCGCUGAAGCAUUCCGAUGGUUCUUUUAAACAGUUAUAUAUAUGUUGUUUUCAAGGCACUCUGAAGUGAAUAACAAGCACUGGUCUUGUUUUGGGAACUGCAAAGUCCAUGACUGGAGAAUAUACUGAGACACUAUUUUCUUUGAUGUACAGGGGUUUCCUCAAAAAUCUGAAUAUAUACAUAUUAUAUAUAAAAACAAACAAAAAAAAAGAUUUCACUUGGGCCUAAGGUUUGGCUGGUUUACUUAAGUUUAAUAAACAGGUUCUUUCUUUAAUGUAAUUUAGUUGUAAUUAACAGUACAAUUGUUGUCUACUUUAAAGUGACUGGAACAGGAACAAUUUGGGUAAACCUUUGCUGUAAGAUGAUGUAACUUUGAAAAAUAACAUAUCUAAACUUAAUUUCCAAAUAUGUGUUUCAGUACUGUAAACUGUACAGAUAGCAGCUUGUAUUUUGUGCGUU